AUGAUCGUGGGUCGCGUGCGAACUAGCCGCCUUGACGACGCUCCGUAACUGUUCUACGAAAUGCCCGUGAGAGAUGCAAUUUGCUGGAACAUGAUGAUCAAAGGCUGCCUAGACUGCGGGGACUUGACGGCGGCGGAAGAGCUUUUUGAUGAAAUGCCCGAACCACGUGUUGUUUUGUUGACGACGAUGAUAGAUGGGUUCUUUCGAUUUGGACAGGUUGAGCGGGCUGGGGUAUUUUUUAGAUAGAUGCCCAUAAGAGAUCUCACUGCGUCGAAUACGAUGCUUCAUGGGUAUUGUGAGAAUGCGAGGGUGAACGAUGCUGUGAAAUUGUUUGAGCAAAUGCCAUCUCGGAAUGUGAUUUCAUGGACUUCAAUGAUUGGUGGGCUUGACCAAAACGGUAAGAAAGAAGCUUUAAUUGUAUUUGAGAGAAUGUUCAAGUCUGGUGUUGUGCCCAAUCCGAGUACUUUGACGUGUGCAUUGAGUGCCUGUGCAAAUGCAUUGUCUUUGCCUCUUGGUGUGCAGAUUCAUGGUCAUGCUUUCAAGUCAGGAUUUUGCCUUAGCGUAUUUGUACGUGCUUCUCUUAUCACGUUCUACGCUAACUGCAAGUGGAUUGAGAAAGCAACCCAAGUCUUCAAUGAAGCAGUGCAUAGGAAUGUGGUCAUAUGUACGGCUAUUCUAAUUGGUUAUGGCUUGAAUAGUAGGCAUGAAGAUGGCCUGGAGGUGUUCAGUGACAUGAUGAGAACAAGUGUUCUUCCUAAUCAAUCUUCUUUUGUAAGCGCUUUAAAUUCUUGCUGUAGUUUAGAGUCUCUAGAUUGAGGUAAGGAGGUCCAUGCGUCAACUGUAAAGUUGCAAUUGGGAAGUGAUGUAUUUGUUGGCAAUUCUCUUGUAGUGAUGUAUAAUAAGGGUGGAGCCGUUGAUGAUGCUGUUGUACCGUUCAAAAGACUCAGGGAGAAGAACAUUGUCACCUAGAAUGCCACUACUUGCGGUUGUGCACAACAUGGCCAAGGGAUGUGGGCUAUGGAGUUGUUUAGCCAAAUGAUAUACCGACUGGUACAACUAGACGAGAUCACACUUCAUGUAAUUACCUAUAGGCCCAAAUCAUAG
Messenger RNA from Eucalyptus grandis, 1104 nucleotides. Its product is annotated as pentatricopeptide repeat-containing protein At5g46460, mitochondrial. The record is from RefSeq and is a predicted model, not a curated record. Gene Ontology annotation, molecular function: RNA binding; protein binding. NCBI's taxonomy places the organism in Eukaryota, Viridiplantae, Streptophyta, Magnoliopsida, Myrtales, Myrtaceae. Gene Ontology annotation, biological process: RNA modification.